AUGCCUCCGCGCAAAUCUACGUCCUCCGUGACGCCCGCAGACCCAGAUGAAUCAAUCCAGCUCUCGCCGCAAGCGCAGACAAGCUCUGACAAGCCCAUCACCGCAACAGAGCAGCAGUUGAAGGCGCGGGCAGAGGCUGGCGUUAGCGUUGAAGACUAUCUCCUCCCCCGCUCCCUAACAAUUCGACUGGCGAAAUCCGUCCUCCCACCCAACACAACCAUCCAAAAAGACGCUGUUCUCGCGAUCCAAAAAGCCGCCACUGUAUUCGUGUCAUAUCUCUCCUCACACGCCAACGAAUCAACCCUAAAACGCACCGUCGCACCCGCAGACGUCUUCGCCGCCCUCUCAGAACUCGAAUUCGACUCCUUCCGCACCCGCCUAGAAGCCGAGCUCGAAGCGUACACGGAUAUCAAGGCCGGAAAGCGCAAGGCGAAGAAACCCGAAGAAGGGGACACUGCCUCUGCCGGUGCCGGAGCUGGAGCUGCUGCCGGUACUGGUUCUUCGGCGGCGGCGCGGGACGAGGAUGAUGAUGUUGAGAUGACUGAUAACCCUGCGAAGAGGGUGAAGAGGGAUUCUGAGGGGAAGAAUGGGGGAGAUGUUGAUGGGGAUGAGACACAGGAUGAGGAGGAGCAUGAGCAUGAAGAUGAGGAGGAGGAAGAGGAAGAGGAGGAUGAGGAUGAGGAGGAUGGGGAGGAGGAGAAGGGGCAUGAGGAGGAUAUUGAUCGGGUUGAGGAUUUGGAUGGGGAGCGUCGUCAUGUUGAUCCUGAUGAUGAGGAGUCGGAGGAUGAUGAUGGUCCUGGGAGUCAGUUGCAUAAUGAUUUGGGAUUGGGCUAA
Penicillium cosmopolitanum is the source of this 834-nucleotide messenger RNA. RefSeq lists its product as uncharacterized. Gene Ontology annotation, molecular function: protein heterodimerization activity; chromatin DNA binding. Lineage: Eukaryota; Fungi; Ascomycota; Eurotiomycetes; Eurotiales; Aspergillaceae. The transcript is spliced from 3 exons. Bases 1 to 834 code for a protein of 277 amino acids. Gene Ontology annotation, biological process: leading strand elongation; DNA damage response; heterochromatin formation. Gene Ontology annotation, cellular component: CHRAC; epsilon DNA polymerase complex. The record is from RefSeq and is a predicted model, not a curated record.